UUGUUACGUAUAUCCAUGUCAUCAGUCAAUAUAUGGAUUGCUUUAUUCUGCCACGACCAGACAGCUGAGUUCGAUCGGUCCUCUGGACACGUGGUCCUGCAGCUGUUGCGGGUUCUUACUCAGAAGAAGAUGCCCGUGGCCCGGAAAAUAAUCCUUGUUUUUAUAUAUCUUUUUAUACCAGGAAAAAUCUCACAGAGCAUCACAGAAAUUAUAGAUGAUUAUGAAUAUCUGGAUUACAUGAAGGUCAUCAAAGGAGGUCGGUUCCUGAAGGGCAUUAAUGACCCCGAGUCGGACAGCGGCGAGUAUCCGAUGCAGGAGGCCGAGGUCAAACCUUACUACAUCGACACUCACUCUGUCACCAACGCACAGUUCUGGAAAUUUAAGGAGGCCAAGCCGCGGUAUGUGACGACAGCUGAACGCCAGGGGUGGAGCUGGGCCCUGAAACCCUUCUUGUCCCCCGCUGUCAUGGAUCAGGGCAGACGGGUCCCGGAGGGCACCUGGUGGGUCUCUGUCAGGGGGGCCGCCUGGAACAAGCCCGAGGGUCUGGGUUCUACAAUCAGAGAUCGUCUGGAUCAUCCCGUGGUCCACGUCAGCAUGGAAGACGCCAAAGCGUACUGUACCUGGGUGGGGAAACGAUUACCCACCGAAAACGAGUGGGAGUUCGCUGCACGUGGGGGACUUCACGGAAAGAUAUAUCCCUGGGGUGAUCGAUAUCAACGGAACAGGACCAACCUCUGGCAGGGAAAGUUUCCAGGCGGAAACACAAAAAUGGAUCACUGGCAUGGAACGUCACCGGUGGAUUUUUACAAGGCACAAAACGCUUUUGGGAUGUAUGAUAUGCUGGGUAAUGUUUGGGAGUGGACGGCCACGCGGUAUUAUGACAGAGUAGUGGACAGAAAGUUACAGGAGCUGAUGUACGUCGUGAAGGGCGGGUCAUUCAUUGACAGCCGAGACGGUCACUGUAACCAAAUCGUACGGACGGCACAAAGAAUGGGUCUCCAACCCGACUAUUCGGCCCAAAACUUGGGCUUCCGGUGUGUUCGCAGUGCCAAGGCUUACUGGGAUCUCCAUGGCCACAAGAAUUUACGCAGAAGAUACGUAGGGGACAACAAACCUGACCCAACAUGGAAGCGACCGCCCCGGCAUCACAAGAAAGACGAAUUGUAGAGACCCCACCGCAAGGGACUAGCCGUGAAGAAAAAGAACUAAGAGAGACGGUCCCAAGAUGUACUACGAGAAGAAUCUUAUGGAGGACACAACUGCAGACAAUCGAAUCUUGAUCACGAAGAGCUUCGUAAUAGUCAUUAAUGUGCCUGUACAAAUAUUUAGCACAGAGUAGUAGUUUGGAUUACAAUUUAUUGGGAAUUUUUAUUAUGAUUAAAAUAAUAAAAUAUGAAAUAAU
Molecule: messenger RNA, 1402 nt
Organism: Ostrea edulis (European flat oyster)
Lineage: Eukaryota; Metazoa; Mollusca; Bivalvia; Ostreida; Ostreidae
Product: inactive C-alpha-formylglycine-generating enzyme 2-like
Exons: 8
Coding region: 16-1167 (383 amino acids)
Cellular component (GO): endoplasmic reticulum
Source: RefSeq, a predicted model, not a curated record